AUGGAGGCUGUCGAGACGGUCGGCGAGCGCGGUCGCUGGUGCCGGUGUGGUGGGAACCGCGCUCCCGUCCGCCUGAGUGUGAGGUCUUGCAGCGCAUACAAGGCGGAGAAGCGCGCGGGGCGGGGGCGGGGCGGGGCGGGCGGCGCGGGGGGCGCGGGCGGGGCGGGCGGCGCGCACCCCGAGCCCGCGCCGCCUCUGGCGCCGCCGCUCGAGCCGCACCACGCGCGCCGCUACAACGACAUGGCUCCCAAGCAUUGGGAGGAAGGACCUCCGCGCUACCACGGCCCUACUGAGUACGAGCGACCACCACCGUAUUACUAUCCCGGACCCAAUGAUAGACAG
Iphiclides podalirius (scarce swallowtail) is the source of this 342-nucleotide messenger RNA. The record is from the annotation of a GenBank genome assembly. NCBI's taxonomy places the organism in Eukaryota, Metazoa, Arthropoda, Insecta, Lepidoptera, Papilionidae.